Molecule: messenger RNA, 1260 nt
Organism: Trypanosoma conorhini
Lineage: Eukaryota; Euglenozoa; Kinetoplastea; Trypanosomatida; Trypanosomatidae
Product: putative peptidase t
Exons: 1
Coding region: 1-1260 (419 amino acids)
Biological process (GO): peptide metabolic process
Molecular function (GO): tripeptide aminopeptidase activity; zinc ion binding
Source: RefSeq, a predicted model, not a curated record
AUGCCAGGCAAAAGUGUGGAGGAGCGGCUUGUGGAGCGCUUCAUGCGGUACUCCGCCAUCUCAAGCCAGAGCAACCCGGCCAACGUCGGCAAGUGCCUGCCGACGUCCCCGGGGCAGCAGGAGCUUGCGGAGCUGGUUGCGGCAGAGCUGCGCGCCGGUGGCCUCGACGACGUCGUGUGCGACAACCACGCGACGGUGACGGCGGUGAAGCGGGGACGCAGAAAAGGCUGCCCGACCGUCGGCUUCAUUGUUCACCUCGACACCAUCGACGUUGGCCUCAGUCCGGUGGUGCGGGCGCAGAAGUUGCGCUACGAGGGCGGGGACGUCUGCCUUAACAAGGAGCAGGACAUUUGGCUGCGGGCGGCGGAGCACCCCGAGAUUGCGCAGUACGCCGGCCAGGAAAUUUUGUUCAGCGACGGCACGAGUGUCCUUGGCGCGGACAACAAGGCGGCGGUGACGACGGUGGUGGAGAUGAUCACAAGUCUGCGGCCGGAGGACGAGCACGGGGACAUCAUUGUCUGCUGCGUCCCGGACGAGGAGGUCGGCCUCGUGGGCGCCAAGCACCUCGACCUGGCCUCCCGCUUCAACGUGGACUUUGCCUACACCAUCGACUGCUGUGAGCUGGGCGAGGUGGUGUACGAGAACUUCAACGCCGCCGGCGCCACAAUCACCUUCACCGGCGUCACGGCGCACCCCAUGUCGGCGAAAGGGGUGCUGGUGAACCCGUUGCUGAUGGCCGUGGAUUACAUUUCACGCUUCGACCGCAACGAGACGCCGGAGUGCACGGCGGGAAAGGACGGCUACCACUGGUUUGCGGAGAUGACCGCGAACCAAAGCGAGGCCGUGCUACAAGUGAUGGUGCGCGAGUUUGACCUGGCGAAGUUUGAGGAGCGCAAGCAGAAGCUGCACACGGUGGCCAGGGAGAUCCAGCAGCUGCACCCCACCGGACGCGUGCAGGUGCGGGUGGCAGACCAGUACCGCAACAUCGCCGACUCCCUCGGCGGCGACCGCACGGCGGUGGACAUCAUCUUUGAGGCGAUGCGGGCUGCGGGCGUGGAGGCCAAGGUGACCGCGAUGCGCGGGGGAACCGACGGGGCGGUGCUCUCCGCGAAGGGCAUCGUAACGCCAAAUUACUUCACCGGCGCACACAACUUCCACUCGAAGUUCGAGUUUCUGCCGGUGCCGUCGCUGCUCAAGUCGUACGAAGUGACGCGGCAGAUUGUCUUCCUGGCGGCCAAACGCGCGAAGCCGCGGCUGUGA